Molecule: messenger RNA, 568 nt
Organism: Penaeus chinensis
Lineage: Eukaryota; Metazoa; Arthropoda; Malacostraca; Decapoda; Penaeidae
Product: neuroparsin-A-like
Exons: 4
Coding region: 123-563 (146 amino acids)
Biological process (GO): regulation of signal transduction; regulation of cell growth
Cellular component (GO): extracellular region
Molecular function (GO): insulin-like growth factor binding
Source: RefSeq, a predicted model, not a curated record
AACAAGACCAAGGAAGAAAAUACGAGAAGAAAAGCGAACGAAACGAGGAGACGCGAGAAACUACUACGCGAGGGAGUUGAGCGGCGCGCGGUCAGUGUGACAGAGAGCAUCGUCGAGAGAGCAUGGCGCGGUUCGUCUCCCUUCCUCUCGCAUGCGCACUUUGGGCGAUCGCUGCCAGGAGCUGCAUCGCCGUGACGUGCAACUGCAACAGCGUCGUCUGUGCCCCUAUCGUGCCCAGUGAUUGCCCCGUUGGAACCGCGAAGGACAUGUGCAAGUGUUGCUCGGUGUGUGCGGGGGACCUGGGGGAGGACUGCGGAGGCCCGUGGGGAAUCUACGGUGACUGCGGUGCCGGCCUCGAGUGCCACCAGGAGACGUGCCCGGAGGAUAAGGAGGACGCUGAGUGCUUUCUGUAUUAUCUCACCGAACCGGGCAAGUGUCAAGAGAAGCGCCGCCGUUCCCUCCUCGAUUUACUAGGAGGCGAUGGAAGCAAGGGGCUGCAGGAAAUCCGGGAGCGUCGGCGUCUGCGCCUCCUUCACGAGCUGGAGAAUCUCAGGAGGAAAUGAGGACA